Messenger RNA from Pomacea canaliculata, 2111 nucleotides. RefSeq names its product peroxisomal membrane protein PMP34-like. Gene Ontology annotation, biological process: transmembrane transport. Gene Ontology annotation, molecular function: FMN transmembrane transporter activity; ATP transmembrane transporter activity; FAD transmembrane transporter activity. Gene Ontology annotation, cellular component: peroxisomal membrane. NCBI's taxonomy places the organism in Eukaryota, Metazoa, Mollusca, Gastropoda, Architaenioglossa, Ampullariidae. The transcript has 10 exons. The record is from RefSeq and is a predicted model, not a curated record. Bases 237 to 1157 code for a protein of 306 amino acids.
CGGCUUGCUGUAAUGCUGAGCGCGAGCAGCGUUUUGAAUAACAUCUCUGCUGUUCUGACUGGAACCGAUCAAGACUACAGUAUGACGCAUUCGGUGUUUUCUUACUCCAAUCUCGUCCACGCCGUAUCUGGUGCUGUGGGCAGUGUAGUAGCAAUUACAGUCUUCUAUCCUCUAGACACAGUUCGUACUCGGCUACAGAUUGAUGAUCACAGAAAAGCAAAGCACACACACCAGAUAUGUGCAGAUAUCAUCAAAGAGGAGGGAAUAAUGGGACUCUAUCUUGGGUGGUUUCCAGUGGUGACUGCAUUGUGCUGUUCGAACUUUGUGUACUUUUACACAUACAACAGUCUCAAGACCAAAUUUAUCCAGGGCAAAAAGUCAUCUGCUCUUACAGACCUUUCUCUUGCAUUUAUAUCAGCUCAGGAAUCUACCGUGGGUGGCAGUCCUUGGCUUUUACACAGUGGAUCUCAAAUUUUGUCUAUUUCUACAUCUACCACAUCCUACAGUCCAGUCUUCUCAUUCUUGGUUUUUCUCCUGGCCCAGUCACUGAUCUGCACCUUGCAUUUGUGGCAGGUGUAGUGAAUGUUCUGACAACCACACCACUGUGGGUGGCCAACACCCGUCUCAAACUUCAGGGUGCCAAACUUCAUACAAAGGUCUAUGAGGAGGCGGAAAGGAAAUAUGAUGGUAUUCUUGACUGCCUGAUGAAAAUUGUAAAACAGGAAGGAUUCUGGUCUCUCUGGAAUGGCACGGCACCAUCUAUCUUGCUGGCUGCCAAUCCUGCAAUACACUUCAUGGUGUAUGAGUCACUUAAACGAUAUUUCCAGCGCAUCUUCAAUACCUCUGAGCUGAGUGGAUUACUUUACUUUGUGAUUGGUGCCAUCGCAAAGAGUAUAGCUACAUCCUCUACAUAUCCCCUUCAAGUAAUCCAAAGCCGCCUAAGGGCUGGGCUUUCAAAAGCAGAGAAGGCUCAAUCCAUGAUACAAAACAUUUUAUAUCUUGUAAAGCAACAAGGAAUAGGAGCACUAUACAAAGGCAUGGAGGCAAAGCUGCUACAAACAGUCCUAACAGCAGCUCUUAUGUUCCUUGCCUAUGAAAAGAUAGCUGCUUUCACAUUCAGGCUCAUGGGCAUGCAAAUCCCCAUUGCAAAACCUUAGUCUCCAAGCUAUCUUCUUCCACCAAAGUGUUUGUUGUCCAAAUCUUUGUUGACUGAGGUCGUGGGUCACACAGCCUUUAACUCAUUCGCAUUGCAAAGAUGAGAAAGGGCUUAUUACUAUGGAAUGCACAAAAUACCUUUAAAAAAAAAAAACCAACAAUAUAGGACAAAGCAAAAUGUAAGAAAAGAAUAACAAAAAUCAACUGUUCCUACCUUACACUAUCUUUAAAGUGUACAUUUUUAGAUUCAAAGGGAAGGAACGACCAUAAUUUUAAAAAGAGGGUUUUGAUAUGAAAUUUUGAAAAUUUCCUGUGAGACCCACUUUCCUUGUAGUCAAAGGGAUGUAACCAUGGUUGGAAAUAAUUUCUGAUUUUUUCCAAAUUUCAUAUUGCUAAUACUUGUACAAACAAUGAUAGCAUGUUGUGGAGAUAUGUGCAACAGAGCUGCCAUGUUGGCACAGAAAAUUGGCUGUGUGUGUGUGAAAGAGUGAGAAUCAAUUAAACCUGGAUUGAUUUUAUCCUGAAAGUGUAAAAGGAUUACAUGGCUUGUUGCAUUGUCUUGGAUUGUUUUAAAUGGCGGGUGCCUGGUAAUUGGGUGUAUGCAUCAGGAAGUUUUUGACUACUCUGAUGUUAAUCUUGCUAUCACAGUUGUGUUCCUUUAAUAAGUUACAUUCCUGUAUAUUGUAACAAAGGAUGCUUAUUGCUGUUGAGAAGUGCAGUGACACUGAUUUUCAUGUAGAAUAUUUAUUUGGCGUUUAAUGCCAGUAAGCAAAGACUUGAGGAUUUGGUCUGUUGCAAAUAAUGUCUAUUUACUCAUGAAUGCUUGUGCUUGUGUGAAUAUGAAAUUCUGGUUGCUGUUUUAUAUAAAAUUGCCAAUUUCAGGCUGAAGAGUAUCAUUGCAACUGAUGUGAGACAAUGACAAUUCUUUAUUAAAGAGAGGUAAAGGAAGCAAAAAA